Chiloscyllium plagiosum (whitespotted bambooshark) is the source of this 1200-nucleotide messenger RNA. The record is from RefSeq and is a predicted model, not a curated record. Lineage: Eukaryota; Metazoa; Chordata; Chondrichthyes; Orectolobiformes; Hemiscylliidae.
CUGCUAAGGUGGAUUUGAACUAGGGUCCCUGACCAUUGCUAGGUCUCUGGAUUAAAAGUUCAGUGAUAAUACUAUUAGGCCAUCACUUCCUCAAUUUCAGAUUGUUGUGACAAGUGGAUCAUGCACAUUGUUAAGCAAAGCAACUAUAUUGAACUACAAAAUAACCAAAGCACUUAUUUCAAUUUUUUUUAAAAAAGGACGACAUAGACAGCCUGAGCCCAGUUCUCAGGGACAACCCUCCACUUCAUGAAGAGGUGAAAGCCUGGGUUAAAGAACAAAAAGUUCAGGAGAUUUUUAUGCAAGGUCCCUAUUCAUUGAACGGCUAUAGAGUACGAGUGUACAGGCAAGAUUCUGCCACCCAGUGGUUCACUGGUAUCAUUACUUACCACGAUCUUUUAAGUCGCACUAUGAUCGUUAUGAAUGACCAGGUGCUAGAACCACAGAAUGUUGAUCCAUCUAUGGUACAAAUGACUUUUUUGGAUGAUGUUGUUCAUUCUCUGCUGAAAGGUGAAAACAUAGGCAUUACAUCAAGGCGAAGAUCUCGUUCCAGUCAGAAUAAUCCAGCAAUUCAUGUAAGUAUUAAGAUAAUUCGAAUUGCUAAAGGCUCUUAUGUUUCCAACUUGCAAAGCAUAUUUGUCCGAUGUUUGUCAAUCAGUGCAAGUCUGUACUUAUAUUUAAAUAAAGAAUAAUGGAUAUAUGUCUGAGAAUAAUAAAGGAGUAAUCUGAUUCAUGAGUUAAAAUGCUUUACAAUUGGAGUGAUGAGUAACUGACUUAAACUGAAAUGUGUGUCUGACUUUUAUUGUAUAUGCAGUGACUUAUUGCAUGUUAUUUAGAAAUAUUGCUGUUACGGAAGAAUAAAAUUGAUGUUAAUCAAAAGAGCAUUUUUGGUUUUGAUUCGAAGUAUUGAAAACUCUUCACUGUAGCAUGUUGUUCAUUUAGAUGUGAAGGUUGCACAAUGUAAUUGAUCUGGGGGAAUAAUUUAAUUGGGAGUAAAGAACUUGUCUUUUUUUUUCUCAUUAUCUAUUUGUGCAACUCAGCCAUAUUGAUUUGCUGAAAUUUAGAUCCCUCAGUAACCAACAGGAGAGCAGAGCCUUUUCAAGGACUGCAAUUUUAAUAACAAGCAAGCUCGAUUUACGUUUUGCUGCUCUCCUAGUUGAAUUUUGAAUCUUGUUGAUAUUGUUUUUGAACCUUUGCUUAAUU